Messenger RNA from Caenorhabditis auriculariae, 5717 nucleotides. The record is from the annotation of a GenBank genome assembly. Lineage: Eukaryota; Metazoa; Nematoda; Chromadorea; Rhabditida; Rhabditidae.
AUGGUGGUGAAAGAGCCCCCAAACAAUGCCGCUGCUCCGGUUUUUCAACAAUUCCAUGCUUUACGACCUAUUUGAAAAUAAAGACAGGGUCGAAGCGUACGAAUACUGUGGCUCAAUCAUCGAAACGAGGCAAAAAGAAAGUCGAAAGAAAGUCGUUCUUCGAAAAAUCCAAGACAAAUGUGAGACGUUGAACAAGAAGCUUUUUAUGGAGGUGGUAUCUGACAAAAAAAAAAAUUAAAAAUUGGCGACCUUUAAAAAAUGGUCCGCGUAUGUAUGUUUCGCCGCAUUCUCGACAAAAUUUAAAUGUCGCAGCCAGGCGUUUAAGCACAGAAAACAGAUUGAAGUCAGUAGGAAAUUACUUUUGAAACCGUUCGAAAAUCAGCUCCGAAUUACCCAGACACAAUCGCCGGGUCCGCGAACCGGAGGGACGACGGAACGGAAAACGACGGACCAGGGGUCGUUGAAUCCGACGUCGGAGGCGAAAACAAACGUACUAAAAGAGAAAUGCAAACCAAAACUUGUCGAAGGCGAUUUGAUCGACGGAAUCAACACGUGGGCUUUUUUUUUUGAUAAUAAUAGGGAAAAACUAGGAAAAAAUCAAGGUCAUCCAUUCACUUCUAGGCUGCCUUCUACAAAUGGGCCCUAUCUGAACUGGAGAAACAAAAUUUCAAAGUUCUUCAACUAUUCAGAAAGGAAAAAAAGAGAAUGGUUAAUUCAGAUACAGGCUUUCUUCAAAAAAGAAAAUGCGACAUAACAAAAAUUUCGAAUAAAAUCGCAAUUUUCGGACAGUCCGAUUUUCCGUCAUUUUUUAAGAUUAGUUAGAAAUUCGUUCAAUAUUUAAAAGUUUUGGCUUCUGCGUAAACUGCUUUGAUUAUUCUUUCACUGAUUAUUAAUCAUGAGUGAAUUGGAAUGAAAAUUUCAAUAUACUCCUCCUCGGCCAUUUCUUCACGCCCUCCAAUUCAAAUUCAAAUGUUUUUUCAGAUACAAAGUGACAGGUCUUCUGAGAUCGGGUCGUGUCGUCGAAUACUAUAAAGCCAAGGACAAUGACCUGGAGGGUGUCGAAUAUUUGCUUCGAACUCAGAAUAGCGAAAAAGGGCGGCUGAAGAUUGAGGCGAGUUUUUUGAAAUAUAGGAUCAAUAACGAAUGAAAAGAUUCAAAAAAGCCAUUUUUUUUCGCAGAAAAAAGCGCUGAUCAUCAAAUUAUGCUUAAGUUCUCUGGAGAAACAACACUAAAUCUACUUCUUUCUCAACAGAGCGCAAAAACUUUCUCAAAAAAGCCACAUCAACGAAAAAUUUCAGGCCAAUCUCAUAAUGAAAGCCAGCAAAUUGCCGGGCGAGAAAAAAUUCUGCGAUUACGUUGAAUUUGGAAAUUCAGCAAGGCACAAGGUUGAUGUGAGUUUGGCUAUCUCUUCUGCUCAAAUUCGGAGGGAAAUUUGCAGUUUUUGAUCACCGGAAUGGUGGGACCAACGUUGGAAGAGGUCCGAACGCAGUACCUAAAGGCGGAUUUUUCGCUCGACUGCGGUUUCAAUGUUGCUUCUCAGAUGCUCAAGGUUGGAACAAAUCGAAUUAUCAAGGAAAAUCCAAAACAAAAGUGGCCGCCGGAAAAAUUUUUUUUUUUCUUUUCAAAAUCUUCUGGCAAAAAAUAGCCGUCAGUAAAGAGAAAAACUGAAACUGAAUGAAGAAUAGAAGUUACAGCCGCCGAAAAAAAAGCCAUAAGAAACAGUUUCCAAGAAGAUCUUCGAAAAGUUAGCUUCAGAAAAAAAGAGCCGCUGAAAAAAAGAGACAAAAUAGCCCUCAAAUAAAAAUUCAAAAAAUUACCCUAAUGGAAAACUUCCCUUAAUGAAAUCAUGAAAAUCUAAAAAACAGCCUGAGAAACACGCUAUUGUGACUUGUGAGCUUCAUUGAUAACCUAAUCAACUUAGCGACAGAGCGCAAAAAUCCGAUUUCUGGCUAUUUUUCUUAGCCUUUCCCGGCUAUUCUUAAUUUAUUUCUCACUGUAAUGACUUCUCGAAAUUAGGGAAUCCAAGACGUGCACAAAAUCGGUUACGUUCAUCGGCAUAUCAAGCCGGCCAAUUUUGUGAUUGGCGUUGGCGAUGCCAUUCAAAACGUGUACAUUUUCGACUUCCGGAUCUCCCGACAGCAUAUUGAUCCGUCAACAAAGAAGCCCAAGGUACCGAAAAGCAUGUUCAGUUUUCUCAAAUCUCUAAUUUUCAGCUAGCUCGCGAAAGAGUUCCGUUUUGCGGAACGGCCAGAUACGCAUCUCGAGCCAAUAUGCGCAACUUGGAGCAGGGCAGAAAAGACGAUUUGGAGUCGUGGAUCUACACGGUUAGUUUGGAUAGAACUAGUUGAAAAGACGGUCUUUAAAAUCUUCGAAAUUUGGCGUCAAAUGGUGGAUUUGCUCGUAUUUGACGUUACUUUUCGAAUCUAACAGACCUACUCAUAGCUCCGAAGACUUUCUUCGAACUCGAUAAAAAUUUGAAAAUGGCUCCUAGUAGCUUUUCCAGUGGCUUUAAUCUUGGAAGUCUCGCCAAGAGAUCCGAAACAGAUCUUGAUUUCUGAGAACUGAAAGACAUCCUUCAGCUUCAGAAACGGUUUAUCAGCCGUUUAUUCAGAGUAUUAACGUUGGUAAUUUCAUAAGUACCUCCAGAUCUUCUACCUAAUGGACCAGCAGAGCAUCUCCUGGCGUCGGCUCGACAAGGAGCGGAUUCUCGGCGAGAAGGAGAAGCUUUUCAAACAUGAACGUUAGUUCAACCUUCCCACCAAAAUCGCAAACUUUUUCAGUAAACGACACGUACAAGGUGAUUCCAAAGCAGAUGAAGCUGCUGAUCGACUACAUCAGGGAUCAGAAGUACGACGUUGAGCCGGACUAUUCUUAUCUUGAGACGUUUCUCAAGAACACUGCCAAGGAGUACAACCUCAACACGAAGAAGUGCGACUGGAAGGACGUCGCUCCACACGACGCUCAGCGCUGUCCGACAGUCGAGCUCUCGGUUGACAAUCGGCUCAGUGGCAAGAUGGACGAACAGCCCGGGUUCAUUUUUGAGAACGAAUAUGGAAAAUAAUUUCUUAAAGGGAAAGAGGGAAGAAAAAAAAGAAAACGGCGGACCGGAAGAAGAUGGACCCCGGCGAUGUUAUCAAGAGCGAGGGCAGCAGGUCGGACUUCAUUAAAAAAGAAAACUUUUUUGAAAUGCUUCUUUUUUUGAUCUAUUCAAUUCACCUUCCCACUGAGGAACUUGGCCUAUAUCUCAGCCUUUGUAGCAUCACUUGAACUUCAGUCGCCGCAUCGGCUACGCUCUACUUGAAAUUCGGGAACAGUAGCCCUACCCAAACCUGAGAUUUACCAGUUCUAUAAAAAUUUCAGACUUAGUAGUUCUAUCAUAAUGUUUUACUUUAAUUUAGUUACGCUACCAAAUCUUCAGGAAUGCUAGCGCUACCAAAAAAUCAAAUCUAAGAUCUUCACUAAAACAUUGGACUAAUAAGGUUAUUUUAAAUGAAUACGUAGUAUUAAAUAUCAAAUUCGACCUAACUAGCUCUACCAAAACUUCGAACUCUCUUUUCUACUGUCACCACCUAACUCGGUCCCAUCCAGCUGGAAAGUCGUCAGUCUCCUCGGUUCUGGCGGUUUCGGCGACGUUUACAAGGUGCACAAGGACGGCGGCCCGGCUGCCAAGGUCAGAAGCUUAAUCAGAAGACUUGAGAAAAUGUACUUUCAGAUGUACGCUCUCAAAACGGAAGGAUGUGAAGGCGAAAAACGAAUGUUGCGACUGAAGGUCGAGGUGAUGGUGAUGAUGAAGUGCUGGGCGGACAAGACGAAGAAAUUUGAGCAUUUUGUCGAGUUUGUCGACCGCGGCAAGUGCGAGGCUCUUCAAUGCAAGGUUUUUAGGAAAUCUAGCAUUUAAUCAAAAAUGAUAUGAUAAUGGUUUAGUUUGUUGUCAUGGGCCUGGUAGGACCAUCCAUCGACGAUGUCCGCAGAAAAUACAUACUUUCUCAGUUUUCUCGCAACACCACCUUCAAUGUCGCCAUUCAAACUGUUCAGGUAAUCGUUUCUUCAAAAAAAAAAAAGACUUAGUCAGCCAUAAACUCGCCACAUUCAUAGGUUCAGUUUCGAUAAAUAUCUUGAGAUCUUGAAGUUUGUUCUUCUUAUGAUUUGUUCCGCGAAUUAGCUUCAAAGUUCAAUUCUGAGUUUAAAAUGUUAUCUUAUUUGAGGCUUUAACUUCCAUUCUCUAUCUCAGAACCCAGCCGAUUCGAAAACUGAGCUCUUCAGACUCUUAGCUUAAACUUAGCUUAAACUCUCCAGAUUCCAGUCUACGGAUCCUCCACCUAGCUCUUUAGAUCCAUUAUUCUUCUCAUCUCCAAACCUCCAGCUAGUUCCAAAACUUUGAACACUCCGUUCCAGGCGGUAGAAGACCUACACAGUAUCGGCUACCUACACCGCGACAUCAAGCCGGCCAACUACGCUGUCGGUCUCGGCGAGGCCGAAAGUAUCGUCUACAUGCUGGACUUUGGUAUCGCCAAGACGUUCCUCGACCAGGGCGGACAGCAUAAAGUUUCUUACCAGAGUUUGAAGAAACAAGAAAAAGUUUAGACACCACGAAAGAAGGUCCGAUUUUUGGGGACAUUACGGUACGCGUCCAGAGCCUGUCACAAACAGCUGGAGCAGGGUCGAAAAGACGACCUCGAGUGUUGGCUCUACAUGGUUCGGAAACCUUUUUUUCAACUUGGAACUUCGAAAAUCUCCCAGAAAAGCGCAAAAGGUUCAAAGAGGCUGCAGAAAAAGACCUUAAAAGUCCAAAAGAGACGCCAUUUUGUGUCUUUCUUUUUUUUCUUGUUGGAAGCCUUGUUGAGCUCAAUAUUUCGAGAUUUUACGAAAGGCUACAGGAUUCAACAGGUGCACUUCAUGGUCAAUAUGAUCUCUUCAGCUAUUCGAAAUCAUGGACGACAAUUACGGUAUGCCGUGGUUCAAGACAGUAGGCGCCAAGAACGUUUUAGCCAAAAAGGAAGCCUUUUUUGAAGGAGAAUGUGGGAUUUUUUUUUUCCGAUUUUGAACCGAAAAAAAGGAUUUCCAGUACCGCAAAUGUAUACACGAAUGCCAAAAUCGAUGAGUAUUUUGGUCAAGUACAUUGACGGACUGGAAUACGCGUCGGAGCCGGAUUACACGUUGGUCUUCAAGAUUCAGAGAGGAAAAUGAUGAAAACUGACCCCUAAUGUAAAAGACAUCAAAAACUAUGUUGUGACGACUUAAGAACUGUGGUCGCAAGGAGGAUAACUCUAUGCGUUGCGGUCGCGUUGCUGUUAGCAUUAGAACUUGAAUUUCGAAACUCUUUUUGUCAAGCGUUUUUUUUUUUUCAUGAUGACCACAACACUUCGAGCCAUUCCCAAUGCAACCAAGUUUUAGAAACGCGGACUUAAUCCAUCUUAUACUUAUAAUUGACGGAAAAAGCGCUUAAAAUCUCAGUCGAAGUCUCUAAUUCCAGCUACAUCAAAGAGUUCCUCCGAAGCUGCGCCAAGGACAACGGCAUCAAGAUCGACAAGAAGCUCGACUGGCUGGGCAAACUGAAGAAACGCGCGGAUCUCGAUGUGACUUUUGUUCUCAUCAUUAUUACUGAUGAAUUGAUUUUAUCUCUCGAAUCGACUCCAAAUGAAUCUGAUAAUCGAUCGAUUCAGAGCGGAACGUCGGACAGCGACGAGGACAAGGCGUCGCGGUCGGGCUCCGAAUAA